AUGGUAUCAAAAAUAUUACCAGGAUUAUUAAAGAAAAUAUUAGGUAAUUACAUUGAAGGAUUGGAUACAUUGUCAAUACCAUGGUGGAAAGGUCAAAUUGUUUUAGAGAAUUUAAAAUUCAAAAAAGAGUUAUUUUCAUCCAAUGAAUUACCAUUUGAUUUAUUAAGUGGAGUUGUCAAACGAGUUGUAAUUACAAUACCAAUUUUACAUUUUUUAAAAGAUCCUAUAGUGGUUAAUAUUGAUGGAGUAUUUUUACUAUUUGGUCCAAAAGAUAUAAUUAAUACAUUUAGUAAUUAUGGUAAUGAUAAAUCUAAUAAAAAAGAUAUCGUUAUUGAUGAUAAUGAUGGUGGAAUUUCAAUCGAUAGUAAUAGUAAUAAUAAUAAUAAAAAGAAUGCGCCAUCAUCAUCUUCAUCUAAUGAUGAUUUUUUUAAAAAACCAAAUUUAACAAAAGAAGAAUUAAAAAAAAUUCAAAUUCAAAUUGAUAAAGAACAAUCGAAAGAAUCAAAUGAUGGUUAUUCAGCUGAUAGUGAAAGUUUUAAAUUUAGGAUGAUAAAGAAAUUAUUGAAAUGUAUUAGAAUUCAAUUAAAUAAUCUUCAUAUUUGUUAUCAAGAUGAUUCAACAUCACCAGGUGAAAUAUUCUCUGUUGGUAUUACAAUGGAGUCAUUUACAUUUCAAACUACAGAUUCGCAAUGGGUACCAUUAUCAAAGAAUACUUCAACUCAUCAACAACAACAACCAACUUUUAAUCCAUAUGUUGGAUCACAACAACAACAACAACAACAACCACAACAAAACACUGAAAUUAAUUAUGAAAAUGAUAGUGAACAUAAUCCAUUCAUGAAUAAUAAAAAUAGUGAUGAAGGGAUAUCAUCAUCAUCAUCAUCGUCAUCAUUUAAUAAUAAUAAUUUAAAUAUACCAACAUUAAAUUUAAAUGAUAAUUAUAUGGAUUCUGAAGCAUAUACAACAAAUACACAACCAACACCAAAAAGUGAACAAUAUCAACAGCAACAACAACAACAACAACCAUUAGGUCAAAUAGUUGAUCAAAUUAUAACAUAUAAAUUGGCAAGUAUAUUUAAUUUUUCAAUUUAUUGGGAUUCACAAUUUGGAAAGACAAGAAUGGUAACACCAGAAGAUAUGGAUGUAUUGUUAAUGCAUUCAAUACCAAGGCAAAAAGCAAAGAUUAAUCAUAAAUAUAUACUUCAACCGAUUAGUGGAUUUUUAAAGAUUUGUUUAACUGAAGAUUCAAUUGAAAGUGUUAAUAAGGAGGGUGUAUUCAAUUCUAUUGCAAAUAAUUUCAAUGUUUCAAUUGGAUUGAAACAAAUUGAUUUACAACUAAUGGAUAUUCAAUAUAGGGAUAUGUUAAAUUUAUUAUCAUUUUAUCAAGAUUGGCGAAGAGUUUUAAGAUAUCAUAAAUUUAGACCCCAUUGUAGAGUUAAAGGAAAUGCUAGAAUUUGGUGGCAUUUUGCAUUCCGCUCAAUCAUUUCCGAUUUUAGAUCAAAGAAAACUGAAAUGACUUGGAAGGAAAUUGAAGAUUCUAAAAGAGUUAGAGAAUGUUAUAUUAAACUUUACACAGAGAAAUUUAUAAAAGGAAAGUUGGGUAGAUUGGAUCAAAACCUUAUCGAUGAAAUCGAGAAAAAAGUAACCUAUGAAGAUAUUGUAUUGUUUAGAACCAUCGCUGAAAAGGAUUUAAAAGUUACAAAAAGAAAAGAUUUAGAUCAAUUCACAGAGAGUUCAGGUUGGUGGUUAGGUGGUUGGUUAGGAUUUCAACAUCAUCAUCAAAAUAAUAACCAAGAUAAAAUAACAUUAACCAAUGAACAGUUAACAUUCUUGGAACGGUAUUUAAAGGUUAAUCUUAAAGUUUUAGCUGGUAAACCUCAUUCAUCAGUUUCAUUGAUUUUCUUUUUAAAUGUUAAACGUUUGUCAAUUUCAAUUUUAGAUUGGCAAGAGAAUCAUACAGUUGUACCAUUAGCAAACAUUGAUAUAACCGAAGUUAAUUUACAAAUGGAACAAUCUCAUAAUACAAAAUUAAAAUUCUCUGCUGAAUCUUUAGAUAUUUUCGAUAGAUGUUCACCAAAUACAAAAUUUGAAAAUAUUAUAUUAGAGAAAUCAAGAUUUAAUUCUUCAAAUAUUAAUCCAGAUAAUAGUGCUAAUAGUAUUGGUUCAUUCAUACUUGAUCGUCAAAUUUCAAAUUCUGAAUUUCUAAAUGGUGUUUAUACUGGUGUUAAUGGUACUAAUAAUAAUAAUAAUAAGAAAUUUAUUGAUAUAUCAAUUGUAUUAAAUCCACCAGAGGAUACAACAGAUUAUUUCAUUUAUUUUAAAUUGGAGCCAUUUUAUUUCAUAAAUUCAAAACCAUUCGUUGAUACAAUGAUACCAUUCUUUACACAUGCAAAUCAAGAAGCAUUAGAUCGUUUGAAAUAUUCAUUCAUAAAGAAAAUUAAAAUACUUCAAGAAUAUUUAAUAAAUGAAUUAAAACAUUUAGUUAGAAAUCAAAAAGUUGCAGAUAUUAAAUUAGAUAUAGCAAUACCAGGUUUAGUAUUCCCAGAAUCUUAUGAUCGUGAAGAUACUAUGGUAUUGGUUUGUAAUAUGGGUAAUUUAAUAUUAAAAACUCAACCACACAACAGUGAAUGGGAUUCAAUGGAUUUCUCUGAAAUUAAUGAACAAGAUGAAACUGAUGAAAUUUUCGUACGUUAUUGUAAUCUUUUAAAAGAUAGAGUUAAAUGGUGGUCUGAUAAUUGUCCAAUUAAAAAAAUUAAUGAACCAAUUGAAAAACAAAGUUAUAUAAUAAAUUAUGUUCAACAACAUAGACAAACAAUUGAAAAUCUUGGUACUGGUAAUGGUAUAAAUAAUAAUAAUAGUGGUGGUGGUGGUAAUGGUGGUAAUGCAUCUAAUUCAAGUGAAGAUGAUGGUAAAUAUCCAGAACAAGAUGAUUUAGAUGAUAGUAAAGUUGAAAAAGAAGGAUUUGAUAGUUGUGAUACAGAUUGGAAUAAAGUUUCAGUUAAUAUAAAUAAUGCUCAGUUUUAUGAUGGAAUAGUUUUAACAAUUAGUGAUAUCUAUGUUAAAGUUUGUGAUUGUACACAAAUUAAUAAUUUCAAUUAUUUAAUAUCACCUUUUAGUUUGGAUAUAUUUUUAGAGUUAUGUUCAAGACCAUACGAUUUAAAAUUACCACAAAUUAAAUGUAAGGCAGAAUUAUCAGAAUUGAAUCUACAAGUUUCAGAUAAAGAAUUAUAUGAAAUCGCAAAGAUUGUUGGUAAAAAUGGUAUUUUAGAAUACUUUAUGGAUAUGGAUAGAAAAUCAUCAAAAGAAUUAGCUGAUAUGUAUGAAAUUGUUCAAGUGAAAAAACCAAAGAAAAAAUCAUUCGAAGUUCAAUUCUCAUUAUUCUCUGAUACAAAAUCAAUUUUAAAUUCAAGAAAACGUACAAAAGAAAGGUUAGUUAAAACUACACUAUUAAGAUUCUUUUUCACUAGUAAUGCAAUCAAUAUGAAAUUGAAUUAUUUAGACUCUUGUACUUUAUCAUUAACAAUGGAUCAAAUUCGUUGUAGAAGUUUAGUUAAAUUUAUGCAAAUGAAUAUUCAAUUCGAUAUUUCAUCAAUUGAAAUUAAAGAUUCAAAUUCAAUAACACCAGUAUUAUCAAUUUUUCCAUAUAAUUUAAAUAAUAAUAAUAAUAAUAAUAAUAAUAAUAAUAAUAAUAAUAAUAAUAAUAAUAAUAAUAAUAAUAAUAGAAAUUUAAAUAAUAAUAAUAAUAAUAAUAAUAAUAAUCAAAAACCUGAAUGUUUAAAUGAAUUUCCAAUUUCAAUUACAGCGAAAUCAAUUAGUAAAAAUUCAUUAGAUUAUGAUUAUAUUGAUUUUGUAUUAACAUUAACAACUCAAUAUAUAAGAAUUAAUUUUCCAAAAGAAUGUGUAAUGGCAUUAAUUGCAAUCAUUGGUACAGUUGUUACAAAUACAACCAAUUUCUAUGAAACUAAGAAAUCCAUUCUUACAGUUGAAGGUUCAUUUUAUCAAGGUAGAGUUGGUCAAUUUACUCAAUCAAACACAACAACAACCACUUCACCACGUUAUCAUCAUCAAAAUCAUCAUAAUCAUCAACAUAAAAAACAAAAUCGUCAUAGAUUAUCAACAAGAUUAGAAACUAAUGAAUUUGAUCCAAAUGAUUUGAAAUCGAAAAUUACAAUUAAUAUACCAAGUUUUGGUUUAACGCUUAGUACAAUUGAAAAUGAUUUAGUUGCAUUCCAAUUUGAGGAUAUUUCAAUUGAUGGUAUUUUUCAAUUACCUUUAAUAGAUUGUGAAUUAAAGGUUAGAGAUAUGAAAUUCAUUGAUUAUACAGGUUCAGAUGGUCCAUAUCCAUAUAUGUUGAUUACACAAAAAUCACAAUCACCAAUGGUACCAGUUGUAAGAAUGCAUUUAGUUUGUCAUUCAAAUAGUAAAACUCAAGAAUGGGGUUUUUCACGUUUAAUCAAUAUAGCUGUUGGUAAAAUUCAAAUCACUUUUCUAUUACAAACUAUAAAUUUAAUACGUUUAUUCAUUCAUGAUAUUACUUCAUCAUUAAAAGAAUAUUGUCCAUUCUUAUUUAAAGUUAUGGCAAUUGUUGAUGAUAAUAAUAAACCAUCAUCAAAAGAUAAUAAUAAUAAUAAUAAUAACAAUAAUAAUAGUGACAGUGAUAGUGAUAGUGAUACUGAUAGUAGUAGUAGUAGUGAAAACAAUUAUAAUAAUAAUAUUGAUUUAAAUUCACCAGUUGUUGAAAUUGUUAAAAAGAAAAAGAAUUUAACAAAUUUAGAGAUUGAAAUUGAUAAUAAUGUUGUAAUAGUUCCAAAGAAUAGUAGAUCAAGAUCAGCAAUUAGAUUUAGUGUUGGAAGAAUAUUACUGGGGUUAGAUCAAAUGGAUCCAACGGUUGAUGCAGUAUUUGUAAAGAUUUAUGGUAUUAAUAUGGCAUCGAAAUAUGAAGAUUCAAUUGAUCCAAUCAUUUCAGAUCCAAUUAAAAUGGAUAUUAGAUUCAUUCAUAUGUUUGAAACUUCUUUAAAGGAUAAAUCAAUUGAAGUCAUUAUUAAAAUUGAUAAAAUUCAUUUAAAGUUAUCUCAAUACCAAUAUAAUCUAUUAUACAAUACAUAUCAACAAAAUAUUAAUCAAUCAAUUGUACCGGCCCCACCCUCAAAUUCAUACUCCACUGUCGAAAGACAAGAUAUUCUAUUGGAUAUUAGGUUAGAGUUUAAAGAUUUUGUUGAAUUAAAUUUAGAAAAUGAAAAAACCAAUGAUUCAAGAUUCUUUUCAAUGUUAAUUCAACGUCCAAUUAUUUGUUGUUCAGUUUGGAAUAAUGGUGAUUCAGAUUUCUUGAUUAAAACAACUGGUAUAAGUGUACGUGAUAAGAAUAAAUUAGUGGUUGUACCAAAUGGAUUUCAAGAGAUGAUCAAUAUUACACCAUAUGAUUUAGAUGUACCAAUAAAGAAUGUUAUUAAUCAAUCGAUUAAUGAAGUGUUUUUUGAUAUAGUUAAAAUGAAUAUCGAUGACAAUGGUAUUGAUAUUAAUAUCACAAUAGAAUAUUUAAGUAUCUUUUUCGAUUUACCUUGGGUUUCGAAAUUAAUAACAUUCUUAUCACCAAUUAUUGAUGCCGAUUAUAUUGGUAAUAGUUGUUCAAAUUCAACUAAUAAAUCUUCAACAACAAUCAAUACUCAGUUAUUACCCCCACCGCCUCCACCACCACCAAUCUCAUUAAAUAAAUCUGGUGUGAAUUUAACAAAUCAACAACAAAAUGAAGAAUUUAAUUCAAAAUUUAAUAAGGAUUGGAAAAUAUUCUUAAAAGUUGAAGUAUCUGCAAAGAAUGCAAAUAUUAUGGUUGGUGAUUUAAAUAGUAAGAAUGAAUUAGUAUUAUUAAUGAAUUCAUCAUUAUUGAUUAAUUCACAAUUUGGUACUGAAGGUUUAAUGAAAAUAAUAUUAGAAUAUCAAUGUAUUAAAGGUUUAAUUGGUAAUAAAACAAAAGAUCCAAUCUAUUCAACUAAAAAUCCAAGUGCAACUACAAUGUCUUUUAUUUCAGCUAGCAGUCGUGAUUUGGGUGCUCAAAAGAAUACAACUCAUUAUCUUUGGAAAGAAUUAAAGAAAUCUUCAAAAUUAUUUUUAGAAACUUUUAAAACUAAUAUUCAAGUUUGUUUAGUACCUGAAGGUAAUCAAUUCUAUUUCUGUGAAUUAAAUGAUCUAUCAUUGGUAUUCUCUGGUAAAGCAUAUAAAUAUCUAUUAGAUAUUUAUGAAUGUGUUUCUGAUAUAAUCUAUGGUGUUAGUAAAUCAAAAGAUAUUACAAAUAAUAAUUUAGUUCAAAAACAUAGUCGUUCAUCUUCAAUUAGUACAGAUUUACCAAUACCAAUUAAUUUAAGAAGAAGUUCUAUAAUUUCAACAAAUUUAAUGCAACAACAACAACAACAACAACAACAACAACAACAACAACAACAACAACAACAACAACAACAACAACAACAACAACAAAAUAAUAAUAAUAAUCAAAAUAACCAAGCAAGUAGUAAUAAUAAUAAUAAUAAUAAUAAUAAUGUAAGUGGUAAUACAAUUAAUAAUAAAAGUGUACCAAAUGUUCAUGAUAAAACAAAGAAUCAAUUUUAUCAAAUUAAAACUAGAUCAGUUGAGAUGUUAAGAGCUCAUCAAACUAGAGUUACAGAGAAAUAUCAAGCAUCAUUACCAUCAAAUGGAAAAAUAGCAGAAACAGAAGAGAAUGAAAAUGGAGAUCAUACAUUUACAAGUGAUGAUGAUGAUGAUGAAGGUGAAGAUGAAGAUAUUGGUGAAGGUUUUUCAUUAGAUCAUAGUACAUCAAGUGCACCAACAUCAAGAUCAAAUUAUAACAAUAUAAAUGAACCAAUGAUUGAUUUAAAGAGUAGUAAGAAACAAGAUGAUUCAAAUAUGGUUACAAAGAUUCAAUUCUCACAAAUUUCAAUAUCAAUUAAAAAUCUGAAUAUCAUUAUAAUGGAUGAUCUUAGUAAACAUAAAAUGAAUACACCCAUUUUCAAUAUGAAAUUAAAUUAUGGAUUUAUGAAAGCAGUUUUAAAGACAACUAGAAUUGAAGUUGAAUUCGAUUCAGUAUUUCAAAUGAACUAUUUCAAUAAUAGAAUUGCAUAUUGGGAACCAUUCAUUGAACCUUGGUUAUUUAAAUCAAUGAUGACAUUGGGUAAAGAAUUAUCAAUCGAUAUAUACAGUACAGAUUUAUUGAAUAUUAAUUUCACAAUACCAUUAAUGGAUAAUAUAAGUCUUUUCCUUAGAACUUAUAGUAAAGAAUUUGGUUAUCCUUUCAAUUUAAUUUGUGCACCAUCCGAUAGUAAUAACACUGAUAAUAGUAGUAAUAAUGGAAAGAAAUCUCAUUCAAAUCGUCAUUCUCUAAUUGGACAAAUUAAGAAAAUUAAAGAAAAAAAGACAAAAACUUCUUAUUCACCAUUUUUCAUUAGAAAUAGAACUGGUUCACGUUUAAGAUAUAGAUUGGAAACUCAAGACGGUAAACCGGUUGCAGGUGUAAAUCAUAAAAUGGAAGGUUCAACAGUUCGUGUUGUAAAUAUUGAAAAUUAUGGACUAUUUUUUGAAUUGGAUUCUGGUGAUUGUUCACCAAUUAAAUUCUUACCUGAUGUUCAAAUUAAUUUAGAAACAUUUAGUCAAUUGGUAUUGGCAGUCGAGUUAUUGGGUGUUGAAAAAUCAAUUUCAAUUCCAUUGGAUAAAAUUAAAAUCUAUGACUAUCAAGUUUAUUUGGAUAGUUCAACCAGUACAAAACUUUAUGCAAAUAUUGGUAUUAAAAAUGGUACGAAAUUAAUCACAAUUCAAUUCCCUAUAGUUUUAAAGAAUUUAACAUCAUUCCCAAUCGAUAUUGCAACGGUAACUAGUGGAUUUGGUGAUACUCAAAUGCCAAACUAUUCAACUACUAUUAGAGUUGGUCAAGCAAGAGCACCAUUACCAAUCAAUCGUAUGAGAAAUGUACAAAUUAAAUUUAAACCAUCAGGAGACCAAUACAAGUGGAGUACUGAAGCAUUGGAUGUGAAUAAUGUUAUUGAAGGUGAAGAUAAAUUCUCUUGUAUUUUAAAGAAUGGUGAAAAAAUAUACUACAUCAAAGGUUACAUUUUCAAAAAGAAUCAAUGUUUUAUCAUUAAACUUUGUCAUAUGUUAAAGGUUAAGAAUCUAUUACCUUAUCCAAUUCAAUUCAAAUUGAAAUCUCCAAUUGAAAAUAUACCACUAUUAAAACGUGAAACUCAAGCAACCGUUCAAGAUCAAGAGAAAACUGAAGUUUAUGAAAUUCCAUUAUUGGAUAAAUUUAAAAUUCAAGUUAGAAUCGCUGAUAAAGAUGGUACAUUUGAAAAGAGUGAAUGGAGUGAAAUUCGUUCAAUAGUUGAACGUGAAGAUAAUAAUGAAAUUGGUGUUAUAACAAUAUCGGAUUCAAAUAAUCUAAUUGUUGAUUAUCUUCAUUUAAAUGUAGAAUUUGAAUCUUAUAAAGGUGAAAAAAAGAUAGUUUUCUAUAAUCAAUAUUGGAUUUUUAACAAGAGUGGUUUGAAUUUAUACUGUAAGAAAUCUUAUCAUUCAAAAGAUUAUUCAGAGAGUCAAACUCAUUUUAAUCAUCCACUUCAACAAUUAGAUUCAUCAAAUACAAACACAACCAUUAAACCAUCGGAUGCCAUCAUUGUAACACCUGAUCAAUGGUAUUCUCAUCAAUUAAUAAAAGAAUCACCAUUGUUAUUCUCUUUUAAGAAAUUAAAAGAUAUGGAAAAUUCAAUAAGAAUUAGAGUUGGUGAUUCAAAAUGGUCUCAUAAGAUAUCAAUCGCUGCAAUUGGUGAUCGUGGUACAAUUGUAAUUGAUUCAUCAGAGAAAAGACAUUCACGUUCUUAUCAUUUAGGUUUAUCAGUAGAUUUAGCACCAAAUUUAAAAACAAAAAUAGUUGUUUUCACACCAAGAUUUGUAUUUCAUAAUCUUUUUCCAUACACAAUUUUAGUUCAACAAUGUGGUGCAAACACUGAUUCCACUACUAUUAGAAUUCCUCCAUCAUGUUCUGUACCAUUUUAUUAUUUCAUUAAUAACACUGGUGAGUCUUCAAAACCAACAUUGAAAUUCAAAAUUGAUUAUCAAGAAUUUGAUUGGUCUCCUCCAUUUUCAAUUCAAACAUUUUCAGAUUUUACAUUUAAUGUAUUCAAUAAUAAUAAUAAUGAUAAUGUUGAAAAUUAUAAACAACCUGAUAUUCAUUGUAAUCCAUAUAUUAGAAUUAAAACCUGUUUAGAAGUUGCAACCAUUUUAGUUAUUAUAUCAGAAUUAAAAGAACCACCUUAUAGAAUAUUAAAUAAUACAAAGUAUCAACUUUCAAUUCAACAGAAAAAAGUUGGUAAAGUUUUAACGGUUGAACCAUCUUCAUCAAUUCCUUAUGUUUGGGAUUUACCAUUGGAAGAUCAUAUUUUAGAGGUAUUAGUACAUAUAUCAACCAAUCAAAGUGAAAAGGCAUCUUAUAAGAUGGAUAAAAUUAAAACUUUUAGACCAAUGGAAUUUAAUGAUGAUCAUAAUCCUGUGGUUAUUAAAGCGAUUGUUGAAGCUGAUGAAUCAACUCGUGUAUUAACACUCUCUGAUAAGACAUCAUUUCAAAUUAGUAAAUAUGAAGAAGAGAAUUUACGUCAAUCAUUUAGAAUUCAUUUCACUGGUAUCGGUAUAUCAGUUAUUAAUGCAAAUCCAACAGAACUUCUUUACGUUUCAAUUCAUGAUAUCCUUUGUGAAUAUUUCAUUAGUAGUUUUCUUCAAAAGUUAGAGAUGAAAAUUACAAAUAUUCAAGUUGAUAAUCAAUUAUCAAAAGUUACACCCUAUAGUCAUCCAGUUUUAUUAUUUGCAGAUAAUCUAUUACCAAAUACACCAUUCUUACAAGUUAGAAUAGUAAGAUCAAUGAAAAUGAAAAAUAUUGAUUACUAUCAUCAUGUCUCUUUGAAAAUGCAAGAAUUAAACAUUAAAGUUGAAGAGAAAUUCCUUUACGUAUUAUUGGAUUUCUUUAAUAGUUUAGAUUUCUCAUUUUGGACAGGUAAUAAAAAGACAAAUACUCUACAUAAUAUGGAUAUGUUAACUCCAAUGUAUAAUGAAGAUAUUGGUGAAGGAUUUAUAGAUGAAAUGGUAGCUCGUGCUCUACCUUCAAUCUAUGGUAAGAAAAUGUAUUUCGAAUCAUUGGAUAUUGAACCAAUUAGUAUGUUUUUAACAUUUGAUCUUUCAAAUAAGUCUGGUUCAAUCGCAAGUUUAGAACAAGCUCCAAUGGUAAAAGCAUUUAGAAGAAUAGGUUUCGUUAUUGUUAGUUUUCAACAUGCUCAUAUAUUUUUACAUGGUUUCUCAUUAUCUCAUGCAUUUGGUUCGAAUGAAGAAUUGCUUGCACCAAUUUUCAAUCAUUACUUUAGUGAAGGUUUAUCUGAAGUUUAUAAAAUAUUGGGAGCAUUUAAUUUGUUUGGUAAUCCAGUUGGUUUGGUUACAAACUUUGGAAUUGGUUUUAAAGAAUUUUUCGUUAGUAUGGGUAAAGGUUUGGUAGGAAAUAGUUUUACUGAUUCAUUUGGUCAAGGUUCAAAAAGUUUAGCAAAACAUUCAGUCUAUGGUAUAUUUGAUUCGGGUGCAAAACUAACAGGUUCUGCUGGUAAAGUAUUAUCAACACUUUCAAUGGAUCAACGUUAUAUUCUAGAGAGACAAUAUAUCAUUGGUGAAUCACCAAAUACAUUUAUGCAAGGUUUAAUAUUGGGUGGUAGAGCUGCAAAAACUGCUGUUUAUCGUGGUUUCUCCGGUUUCGUAAAAUUACCUUAUGAAGGUGGUAAAGAAGCAGGACCAAAAGGUGUUGUCAAAGGUAUUGGUAAAGGAACUGCUGGUCUUGUGCUAAAACCAAUUGCAGCUGGCUUUGAUUUUGCUUCAAAAGUUUCAGAGGGUAUUAAAAAUUCAACUCAAUUAAGUAUAGAAAGAAAGAGAAUUAGAUUUCCACGUCCACUCUUUAGUGAUUCACCAUUAGAAACAUAUGAUUCAGCUGAAAGUUAUGGUCACUUUUUAUUCCUUACCUAUAUUAUCACCGCUGGUAAACUUAGAAGAAUCUCUGCUGAUCAAAUUAAUUUACCAUUAAUGGAAGUGGUUUCAAAGGAUGAAAAAUAUGUUUCUCAUUUAAUCUAUAAAAAUAGAAAAACCCUUCUUUUUACCAAUAAAAGAAUUAUCUAUCUCUAUGAUACCGAUGGUUUUAGAACAAAAUUCGAUAUAAAAUAUACAAGAAUUCAUGGUGUUUCUGAAAAAUCAGAUCAUAUCGAUAUAAAAAUAGAUAAAAAACAUAAACUAUCAUUCCUCUACAAUGAAAAGAAUAAAAAGAUAGACUAUAGAAUCAAGUGUGUUGGUGAAGAGAAAUCCUAUAUCUUUUAUAGAAUAAUAGAAAUGAUUAAAACUUAUAAACCAUUUGCUGAUGAAGAGUUAACUGUCAAUGGUUUAAAGGCUGACCCAACUACAAUGAUUCCAAUUCCACCACCACCCCCACCACCACUACAACAACAACUAUUAUAUGGUUCAAAUAUUAUUCAACAACAGCCACCAAUUCAGUAUUUCAAUGAUGGUAGUAGUAGUAGUAGUAAUUUAACUGGUGGUAGAACAAUUCAACCAAUUAUCUUUACAAAUGAUGCUGGUCCAAUGAGAAAUGAUUUAAAUCCAAUACUUGAGAAUUUAUUAGCUCAACAACCAAAUAAGAAUAUGGAGAUUCCAAUUUGGAUUUCACAAGGUUUCAAUCCACCAAAACCACCAGAUACAUUAAUUCCACAAAGAUUUAGAGACCCAAAUUUAAUUAAUAAUAAUAACAACUACUAUUAUCCAAAUGGUUCUGGUUAUGUUUAUUCCCAACCACCACUAUAUGAUCAAUAUGGUAAUCAAAUUCCACCUCCCCCACCACUUCCAUCACAUCCAUUAGCUAUUGAUCGUCCAACUACAACUACAACAACAAAUACAACCACAACACCCUAUCAAUCAUCUCAAAAUAUUCACUCAACACCAUACCCAACUGAAACUCCUCAAUCUGUUGUAUUAAAAGAAGAUAUUUCAAAAGCAAUUCAUACUCCAUCUGCUAGCUCUUUAAAGAAAUUAAAAACCCCUCAUCAUUACAAUGUAAGAUUUGAACCAUCAAGUAGUUUAGGCCCUCAAGAUUUUGAUAUUCAUACAAUUCGUUUACAAAAUCAACAAUAUCAACACAGUGGAAGUGGAGCACCCCCACCCCCACCAAUAAUAACCACAACAACUAAUUCAACCAUUCCACCACCAUCUUCUAAUAUAAAUCAACGUCAAUUACAACAUCAAUUCUCUAGUAAUUCGAUAAUAGAAACACCAAGAUAUAAAAGCAUGGCUAGACAACAACAAUUUCAACAACCACCACCUCCACCUCCAUUACCAUCCAAUAACAGAUUAUCAUUAACACCAAGUGGUAGUGGCAAUAUAAAUUAUAGUGAUAAAUUUGAAGUGGCAUUGAACACAAUUAUUCAAAUUCAAAAAAUUCAAUCUCAACAAAUGUCAUCACUUCAAAAGAAUCAAAGAGAUUUACAAAAAUUAUUAUUUCAACAACAAUCAACCGAAUUUGAUACAUUAAGAAAUCAACAAGAACAAAUUCAAAACAUAAUAUCACAAUAUCAUCCAUUAAGCCCUUCAAAAGCUUCUUUAGUUUCAAAACUAUCCAAUGAACUUGAGUCAACAAAUAGUAAUGUUGUAAUUUCACCUCCAACAGGUGGUGCUUCAAAUUAA
Molecule: messenger RNA, 12726 nt
Organism: Dictyostelium discoideum AX4
Lineage: Eukaryota; Evosea; Eumycetozoa; Dictyosteliales; Dictyosteliaceae
Gene: vps13E
Product: vacuolar protein sorting-associated protein 13 family protein
Exons: 1
Coding region: 1-12726 (4241 amino acids)
Biological process (GO): phospholipid transport
Cellular component (GO): membrane
Source: RefSeq, a predicted model, not a curated record